Molecule: messenger RNA, 4546 nt
Organism: Boleophthalmus pectinirostris (great blue-spotted mudskipper)
Lineage: Eukaryota; Metazoa; Chordata; Actinopteri; Gobiiformes; Gobiidae
Gene: ikzf2
Product: IKAROS family zinc finger 2
Exons: 9
Coding region: 474-1994 (506 amino acids)
Biological process (GO): regulation of transcription by RNA polymerase II
Molecular function (GO): RNA polymerase II cis-regulatory region sequence-specific DNA binding; DNA-binding transcription factor activity
Source: RefSeq, a predicted model, not a curated record
UGCAGCCUCAGAAAUAAGAGGCCCUUUCUUUGUAAUCUAAUCGAUUGUCGAGCCGAGACGCAGACUACUGGGUCCACCACACUCCGCCGUGAUCCGUUUCUCUGCGUGUCACACCAACUUCCCAGAAUAGCAACUCGGGUCUGCCUUGUCUGCUGCCGCUGCCGCUCGUGUCUGUGCACUGUGCUCAUGAGGAGAUGGAGGAGGAAGUCACUGGAGGAUUGAACAACUGUUGCUUGAGCCGCUGCUACCUUUUAGGAACUGCCUUCGAGCCCCCCACCGGUUGGCGCAUGUCGGGCUACAAUGAAGUCAAGCUGAUGUGCCCAAUGUGGAUGAGUGUGCCAGUUCGCGGGAUCAUAUAAACUCCACAGUAUUGCACAGGGGAGGAGGAGAUACUUGGUUCCCUCCUUUGUCCCGGGCUGAUAUCCCCUACUCACUCUCUACUGGGGAUACACUUGAAGAACUCCCAAAGUGAAAUGGAAACUCCAGGUGGUUACUGCUCAAGUAAUGGCCAGUGCUCGCCUGGUAAAGAGAACUCCCGAAUGCUGGUGGAAAAGUCCAAUGGCCAGACAGCUCCCCAUGGUCCUAAGUCCCCCUGUGAAUUGACAAUCAAGCAGGAGGAUGAGGCCAUGGAGGAGGUGGAGAGUGGCAGUCCUGAUCUGGAGGAACUGAGCCACACUGGAGAGGAGGGGGUCCCACUGGAGGAGUCCAUGUCCAACAGCCCCAGUGCCCUGCAGGACGGGCUCACCGGGCCCAGUGCCCAGGCAGAGGGAGGCAGCCGACAGCCCAAUGGCGACAGGCCGUUCCAGUGCAGCCAGUGUGGGGUGUCAUUCACUCAGAAGGGAAACCUCCUGAGACACAUCAAACUGCACACCGGAGAGAAGCCCUUCAAAUGUCCCUUCUGCAGCUACGCAUGCAGACGCAGAGACGCCCUUACCGGACACCUGCGCACACACGCUGUUGGCAAGCCACACAAGUGCAACUACUGUGGGCGGAGCUACAAGCAGCGCACGUCACUGGAGGAGCACAAAGAGCGUUGCCAUAGUUACCUUCAAGGUAUUGGCCUGGAUCCCGGCGCAAACACCGGUCCAUACACAGGUGAAGUUCCUUCAGAACCAAGGCUCAUGGCAGAGCCCAACGUCAUGGCAAGUUUUGACAGACCUCCCGUUAUUGAGCGUCUGCACAGCAACGUGGCCAAAAGGAAGAGCACCACCCCCCAGAAGUUUGUUGGGGAGAGUCUGAUGCGCUACAGUUUCCCUGAUAUGGGAUAUGAAAUGGGCCUGAAGUAUGACAAGCAGGCGGAGCUGAUGCACGCUCACAUGAUGGAGCCCCCCAUCAGCACAGCCCUCCCUUACCUGGGCAUGCACCACCCAGGCCCCCCUGUCUCUAUGGUGGACGUGGUGCCUAUGGUCAACCCCUUGUUUCACCGAGUGGUGCCUCUGGGACGCAGUGAGCGGCCUGGGAACUGUGAGCCUCUGCCUCCCCCUCCGCCCUCAGAGUUCCCCCCUCAGCCCACCUCCAAUGGCCCCACAUCCUUAAACAGGCUCAGCAAGGCCCCACAGGGCAAAGACUCCCCCAAUGUCAGUGGAGAGGAGACAGUGGACUCAGCUCGCAGCAGUCCUCAGGAGAGACAAGGACAUUCAACCAGAGAGCGCCCACCCAGUGGCCGCUCCCAGGCCAGUCCUGCCCUGGGCGUGAUGGGGGAACGGGGCACAGAGGCAUCUCCCAGACCACUAGGGGGGCCCGGGAUACUGAGGAUGGCCACAGAACGCCCCGCCAACCACGAGGGCAUCCGCGUGUUUGGGCGAGAAGGAGAGAUCCGGGCCUUUCAGUGCGAUCACUGCAGGGUGCUCUUCCUGGAUCAUGUCAUGUACACUAUCCACAUGGGUUGCCAUGGCUACAGAGAUCCCCUGGAGUGCAACAUCUGUGGGCACCGCAGCAAAGACCGCUAUGAGUUCUCCUCUCACAUCGUGCGGGGUGAGCACACGUUCCAGUGAGAGGAGUUGAAGAAGUGACACCAGACACCGUCCUCAACCUCAACCUCUGACUACACACUUGAAUGUACAGGGGUGUAGCACAAUCACUGACUGCUUUAAGCUACUGUUGUGAAUACUGCUGAACAAUCAUAUGAAGGUAUGGCCAAAGACACAUUUUAUACAUAUUUAAUUACUUUUUAUUGUAAAAAACAAAAACAAACUGAAGGUAAAGUUUUCCCUCUUCUCUUCUUCACUGCUUCAGCAGAGCUGGCUGAUCUGUAGAGGCAGAGUCAUCUGCUUUUGUCAUGGUUAUUGUAUGCUUGUUUUAGAAAAUAUUUGUUUUCCUCUUUACAGUACUACAAGAUCAAAAGUGAUUGCUCCCCAACAUUGCACUGAAGAUACCCUUGCUUAAAUUCAUUUAGGUUGCCUCACAAAUAUAACCAGCUUCUUUUUACUCAAUUGGUCUCUAAAUUGCAAAUAGGAAAACGUGAGUGUUGUCUUAAUACCCUACAAUUAACUGGAUUAUUUAGGAGCUAAUGAAAGGUCCUCACCGCCUAUGAUGACAAAUGUGUUUUGCUUUUUCCAAUACCUUCUCCUCCCACUGCAAAUAUGAAGUUUAUGUUCUUAAGUUCCAUCAGCUUGUGGAAGUAAUCAUAGUGACAGUCCAAACUGUAUGUUUGUAAACCCUAAGCUUAUUUUCAUUCAUUAGGCAACUCUAUAAACAGCUUUCUCUACCCCCUUUAUUUUACGCAGUACAUUCGGCGCACUCCUCUCAGAGUCAACCUAACCUUAACCCUUCCCCUACACUCAUUCUCAAUAACAGCUUUAUCAGUGUUUUUCUUCGUAUCGCCCAUGUUUUGCACAUCAUAUUACUUCCUGGCACACGCAGUGAAAGAUGAUAUAUUCCUGCAGCUUUUAGUCGCACUGAUCAAUUCCUUUUGAAAGGUGAAUGUAUUGACAGUGAAGUGAAGCGAGGAGCCACACAAAGCACUAGUCCAUACUUUUUCUGUGGCCAUAUUGUCUGCUCAUCUUUUUUUUGUAACUCCAAGGUAACACGUUUGCAGCACCAAUAAGCAUUUGUUUAGAUCCUGAGCUGGUCUCUGAGAAGUCAGUGAUCCGGGUGACGCGGGUGAGCUGCCGCUAUUGUGAACCAAUAGAUUCCAACACAUCUGAAGAUGACUGGUCCGAGUGCGUGUCCUUACGUCAAUGGAUACCAAAGAGAUAGGGAAAGAGAGAUGUGUAGUGAUAGGCAUUUCAGCUUUGUAGCCUGCUUUUCUUCUUAGAUUAAAACUGGGUAUAAAGUCUGGAUUCCUGGUACGCACUAAAACAGAUUACACAUAUUUAAGUUUGACCUUGUAAUGUUUUAAAAGAAGAUCAAUAUUUAGCAUUUGGACAAAGCAAGUUGGCACUGUCAGAACUGUUCUGAUUGUAUUAACUUGAGUUUAAUAUGUGGACACUUCAGAAUAGAUUUGCAACAGACACUUGACCAAAAUAGCACUUUGUCUUACUGCAAAUGUACGUUUUGGCUGUAAAUCAUGCUCUGAAAAUAUGCUAAAAUAAAAAAUAAAAAAAACACAAAAAAAAAAAACACAAUAUUGCAAACACAAUUAAACAGAAACAAUUGUGGCUGUAGCUUUCUAUCUAUGAAUAAAGUAUUCUCCUUCUCCUUCAACUCUAAAGGCAGCUCUUCCCUGAAGCCAGUUAAAGCAAGGAUUGUUUACACUUGUUCACUUUUCACACUGAAAGUAUGACAUAAUCAUAUGCCCUUUUCAGUAAAGAAGUCCAGAGUCAAGUGCAUUCAGAAAUCACAAUGUUAAAAAAAUGAAUGUAUAGUUGUAUUGGGGGAUAAAAAAAAAUCUAUAUUUUUAUGCGAUCAGCCUUAUACUAAUGGAGCCAUAUGAACUGUACUAAGAAGGUCUUCUAUGUGAAUAAUGAGAAGUUUACUUGAAAUCGAAGCUUUGCUAUAAAGAGAUUACGGGACACGUUUUUGUAAAUUUUGAGUGUACUAAUGUCUAUUUUUCUGCAAGAGUCAUGCAACUGUUUUGUGGACUUUUGUGUGUGUUUUUGUUAAAUGAUGUUUACAAAUUAAGACAGGGUUCAGGUGCAUUAUAUUUUGUAAAAUAUAGAAAAUAAUAUAUGGACAAUUUAUAUUUUGGCACUGAUUCUCAAAAUAAUUCAGAAAUAUCUGAUAUUGACCAUUUAAUGAUACGAGGGCACUCAGGUAUUUGCAUAGGAUGUUGAAUUUCUGAUGUAUUAUUUAUGAAUAAUACAGGCAAAAAUGUAAAAAAAAAAAAAAAAAAAAAGCAUUGUAAAUCUGGUGAAGGAAGUUGAACCCUGUUUAAAUGAAGACGCGCUGUGAAGAACAUUAUGUAUAUUUUAUAAGGAAUGGGAUUGUUUAUUAAACAAUGGAUGUCACUGCCUCGUCUUGGUUUCUGUAUCUCACACAAAUUACUCAAUAUUACCAGCCACUAUGGUUCUCCAGGCACUUGUAGCCCUAUAUUACAACUAAUACUAAACUAUUCUAUUGUUAUAAAAUGUUGUGGAGAAACUUACAGUCAGUUUUGUCAUUUAUG